AUAACCUAGCAUGUGAAUUUAUUAUUAUUAUUAUUUUCCUCUCAAAUUGGCCGUCGACGAGACAGAAAAAAGAAAUAGAGCCCUGUUUUUUCCCAUUCCGCUGAUUUUGCCCAUAUACGUCACGUCUGUUUGGCUACCCAGUUACGUUACGCCUGUUUGGCUACCGAGAACCAGAGUUUACCAAUUCCUUUUCUCUCUAUAAGCCGUUUCAUUUCAGUCGCGCAACAGAGGUUUUCUCUUCGUCGCAGAGAAUAGUGUGCACUAUAACAUGGAGUCUACAGCUGAAGCAAAGUAUGCUGCUUUUGAAGAGAAAGUGAAGCGGACAAUUUUUGUUGACAACCUCUCACCACAAGUAACCGAAACUGUCUUAGCAAAAGCUCUAAAUCAGUUUGGAACUGUCGUGAGCGCGAGUUUAAUUCCAAACUAUUUGGAAACUGGGAACAUCCUUUGUGCUUUGGUAGAGAUGGAAGACUCUGAGAAAGCCAACAAAGUCAUCUCAUCCAUAACUGAAUUUCCUUUCUUGAUUGCUGGGAUGCCAAGGCCUGUAAGGGCUCGUUUUGCUGAAGUUGAAAUGUUCGAUGAUCGCCCAGUGAAGCCUGGUAGAAGGGUACGUUGCAGUUGGUUAGACCCAAGUGACCCUGAUUUUGAGGUAGCAAAGAAACUGAAGCGCCUCACUCGAAAGCAUGCCGCUGAAGCUUCUUUCUUGCUCAAGCAACAACUGGACAGAGAAGAGAAGCUACAUAAGCAACAGGUGGAGAACCUAAAAGCUAAUUUUAAGAAGUAUGAGAUGAUAGUUGGUGUCUUGAGUGACAAAACUGUUCAAAGUUUGGCAGGCCAUUAUGGCAUGAGAGUUUCAGAUGAUUUGUAGGUUCUGUUUUCUCCUUGCCUGUUUAAGUGACAUCUUAACAACAUAUUUCAGUAUUUUGAAAGGUGAAUUUGGAUAGUCUAAAUAUUUUUGUUAA
Molecule: messenger RNA, 962 nt
Organism: Hevea brasiliensis (rubber tree)
Lineage: Eukaryota; Viridiplantae; Streptophyta; Magnoliopsida; Malpighiales; Euphorbiaceae
Exons: 3
Coding region: 269-868 (199 amino acids)
Molecular function (GO): RNA binding
Source: RefSeq, a predicted model, not a curated record